Molecule: messenger RNA, 4431 nt
Organism: Macrobrachium nipponense
Lineage: Eukaryota; Metazoa; Arthropoda; Malacostraca; Decapoda; Palaemonidae
Product: clumping factor A-like
Exons: 4
Coding region: 786-2801 (671 amino acids)
Source: RefSeq, a predicted model, not a curated record
GCCAAGGUGUCCUUUUUCUGUGUAGGGUUCUAGGUAAUUGGAUCUGUCAUCCUUAAUUUCAGAUAAUCCAUCUUCUCCCAUUGUUGUAAAACAAAUGCAGUUUUUUCUAACUGAAUUUUAUCUUGCCACUCAUUCUUGCUGUCUGGUAUGCAACAAUACGAAAUACCGGCAUGUUCAAUAUACCCACACAACAACAAUUCUCUCUAUAGAGGAUUUUAAGACAAAUAAAAUGGAAACCUGAAAUAAAGGAUCUGUGUGGAAAAGGAAAUUUUUAUUUCUAAAAAAAAUUGUGUUUUGGUAAAUAGUUUUUUUUAUGCCAUACAUAUAAAUACUGUUUUAAAUUUCUACCUUUUUAAAUGACUGUAUUCCUGACAGUUAUCAUUUAUAGCUCCUCUAGCAGUGUUGAUGCUAUUGUGAAAGGAUAGCUUGAAAAGUAUUGAGAAACAAUCCGUGUUUAAUUUGUAGCUGUCUAAUUUUUUUAGAAUUAAAAUUGGAAUGCAGGCUUUUGUCAGAGCAUUGGCAUCAACUAAAUUAGCAUACACAUUUAACGUGUUGUUAUAUUGCAGUUUCAUAUUUGUUCUUUAACUCCAUUUAGACCCUUCAGUCAUUGACGGUACAUACUGCAUCAUACACUUUCACAAAGUAAUGGACCCAUAAAAUACCCCUCUACAAAAUGGAAAACUUUGACUGUAAUCUCGAAGCUGGAGCCAUCAGAACCUCCAAGAAGCCCCAUUCUUUUUCAGAGUUGUGGACUGCACCAAUCUACUGAGAACGCGAACGCAGUAAUGAUGAAGGAAAUUUCUGAUACAUGGGAUGUUUCUGAAAAUGGUUCCCCCAUGAAAGAGGAGGAUACCAAUAACUGUACACUUGACAUUCCUAUGCAUGGAAAUGACUGGAAUGCAAAACAGUCUCAUGAAGAUAGCUUUAUGAGUGAAUCAUCAGGUUAUGAUUAUAACAAAGCUGCAGAUGAAGAUGAGGGUAGUAAUAGAGCAAUGGAUGAAGAUGAGUAUAGUAACAGAGCUUUGGAGGAAGAUGAAGAUAGUAAUAGAGCUGAGAAUGUAGAUGAGGGUAUUACUGAGAAUGUAGAUGAGGGUAGUAACAGAGCUUUGGAUGAAGAUGAGGAUACCAAUAAAGCUGUGAAUCUAGAUGAGGGUAGUAACAGAGCUUUGGAUGAAGAUGAGGACAGUAAUAAAGCUUUGAAUCUAGAUGAGGGUAGUAACAGAGCUUUGGAUGAAGAUGAGGAUAGUAGUAGAGCUGUGGAUAAAGAUGAGGGUAGUACCAGUAACAUUGCUAUGAAUGAAGAUGAUGAUAACAAAGCUGUGGAUGAAGAUGAAUUUAGUGACAGACUUCUGGGUGAAGGUGAGGGUAGUAAAACAAUGCAUCAUACCUCUUACAAUGAAAAGCUUGUUUUGAAUUUAUCUGCAAAGUCUCAAAAUCAAAAUAGUAACCAGCCUCCUUUUAGUCAAGAUGAAGAACCUGGUUGCUCUCUAAGUGCAGGUAUUAAUAAUGCUUCUGUUAAGGUUGAAAUUGAAGAUAGUGCAUCAUAUGGGCUAGAACAUGUUAUUGCUUUGUCAGUGAAGACAGAAAUUGAAACAAGUGAUGCAAAUGACAAUCCAGGAAAUUGUGAAGCAGCUGAAAAUCACAUUGAAAAUGGUCAUUUGAAUGUUACAAGUCCUGGCAGAAAUGUUUCCAGUAAUUUAGAAGUUACCAGCAAUCCUGUAUGUACUUCAGUAGAUAACAUUGUCAGGCAUGUGAAUCAUGAAAGCAGCUUGAGUGGAAGUAAUGACACAAUCACUUCAGUUAGUGAUAUGGAACUACGCGCAGAUGAAUCCACAGAUGUAAUAAAUGUAAGUGAGGCAGAAACUGAAGAAGUCAUUAAUGUUACAGCUGGUACAGAAAGCAAUAUGUCUACUAACACACUAGACUCCCCAGAGCAAGAAGUGGUUGAUUUGGAAUCAUAUCAGCCAUGUGUUGUGGAUUUAACAUGUGAGGAAGAAGAUGAUGUUGACGUUGUUGCUGUUGUUGAACCUGUCAUAUUUAUUGGUACUGAACAGCGGAGAAGAAACAGGAGACGUACAUCACCACCACCUCAAGUAGCAGACCCCGAUGACUUUGGAGGAAUAAACGCUGACCAUAGUGACCUUGUUAAUGAUGACACAAAUAAUAAUGCAGUGAAUGAUAGAAAUGAAGACCUUUGGGGAGUAUUGAACUCCCCAGAAAUAGACCUACAGAACCCAAAUCUGACAUUUGGAAGUCUUCUGGAACAGGCUCAUGUUGAGACAGUGGAUGAUAACCAAGUACAACCACCAAGGUCACCACAAGUACGGAGGCCAAUUAGGGAACUUCGUAGAUCAAGACGUCAGCGCCGUAGUAGAUCCAGAUCACCAGUCUUAUUUGCUGCAAUGGAUGUAGAAGUUAAUGAGCCUCAUAUAGCCAAUCUUGUGCAUGCGAUUAAUCAUAUUAUGCCUGAUGAUGACUGGCCUUUACCAAUGGAGGCUCCAAACCAACUGCCAUUAGAUGCUAAUCACUUGGUUGCCCAGGGACAUCACCACAGGAUUGCUCAGAUUCCACCUCCAAGACCACCUGCUAGUCCUCCACAUAUGGAACAGCCUACCAUUACCUGUUUAGUGUGUUUAGACUCUGUUGCUACUAUAAACAGUUCAUCCCGCAGUCUCUGCUCAACAGUGUGUGGACAUGUAUUUUGUUCUGCUUGCAUAAAAGAGGUGGUGAAGCAGCGAAAGCAGUGUCCUGUUUGCCGCAAAAGGCUAACCAAAAAGCAGUAUCACCCUUUAUUUAUUUAGUUUUGUUCUAUUUUAUGUUGUACAUAGUGAAAUCUAAUUUAAUUAGAUUUAUAAGAGUCCAACCCUUCAAGUGUCACUGAUGAAGAGUUCGCCAGAUUAUAGGGAUGCAAACUGCCAGUGGUUAGAAGUGACAAGUUGAUACCUUUUUCAAGUACUCUACUGUAAACAUACAAUGAAAACAAAAGGAGAAAGUAAGAAAUGAGGAAAAACCCUAAUUAGUGGCUUUGUUUAUUGUGGUCAUUUGUAAUUUAAGUGGAGUGAAAUUGAUAAAGAAAACUUCAUCAUCCUUUUGUUUCCAUGCUGCAGGUAAAGUUUAAGUAAGGAAUUUGCAACUGAAAACUGAUAGUUGAUAUAUAAGGAAUAUGCAACAGAAAACUGAUAGUUGAUAUACAAUAGUUUGAGCAAGACAAAAUGAAAAGACAUUAAUAACUGUCAGAUACGUUGAGUAGUUGUGCCAAUGUGCUUGAAAAAGUUGAAGACCUGCUGCUAUUGAUAUUCAGAACUACUAAAAGGCUUUAGUACUCUUCAAGAACAGAAGCAACAGAAUAGUAUUUUACUCCAGUGUCAGUUGUAGUGGUGUUGAAUGUUUUUUUUACAAUUCUAUUGACUUUGUUUUCAAAGGCAUAUGUCUGCUACAUGUUGAAUUGCAUUAUUGCCAGGGUAGUUAUGGACAUAUGAUUAUGUACAUUUCAGUCAGUCAUAAAUUUGUAUUCGACAGCAAGUGUUACUUCCAGAAUGUUGAAGUUAAUGAGAAGUUCUUAAAGAUUGCCGUGGAAACAUUUUUUUGUUUUUUCUGUUAAUAAGUAUUUGAAAGUAUUUCAAAACUUCAUUUUAAGAUGUUACACAGAGGCAGCAGAUGAAGACUGCAGUCGCAGCGUAUUCUUGGGGUUGCAGUCAUGGGUUAUUCUUGGGGUUGACUCUUGUUUUUUUAUACUUAUGACUUAUGAAAACAUUGUAGAUUGGCAGAAAUUAUUUUUUAAAUGUUAAUCAUAUAGAUAGGCUUAGCUCUGUGGUGAUUUGUGUACUGAAUAGUUUCCUUGCUGGAGUCUGCAUAGUUGUAUUCUUAUGUAAAUAUAUGUACAGUAAUAACACCUUCCAGAAUAUUAGUAUUACGUCCUGAAUGUGAUGUACUGCAUGUAGAUGCAUCUCAAACAUGUUCAGGAUAACUUGGUAAUUUAUAAAGUGUGCACAAACAAAGUUCUCAUUACAGGUAUAAAUUUAUAAUUGCCAUGUAAAGUACUGUGCAUUUCAUAACAUGUAUUAUAGCCGACAUUCCAUAUUUAUGUUGAGGUUUUUUCCAUUGUCCAAAUAACUUAAGUGAUCCAGCAAUACUUAAUGUCAUGAGAGUUUGAUAUCUUUGCAGAUUAUCUCAGGAUUAAAGGUAUUUCCUAUUUUCAACUUUUGAUGCUUAUUGAGGGCUGUAUGAAGUUGUGACCCAGAUUCUUAACAAAUUACCAUUAUUUCUUGAAUUUUUCUUUUUACUUUAGUAUAUAGCUGGCAGCUAUAUUCUGAGAAUGAUGCAAUUUAAUUUUGGUGAUGACAUCAGCCUUUGAUGUUCAUUACUAGCAUUAAGUUGUUAACCACUGUUCAAAUAAAAGAUAUGACAUUUACAAGAUAAAGAAGUAAUAAU